Messenger RNA from Fusarium falciforme, 1815 nucleotides. RefSeq lists its product as hypothetical. Lineage: Eukaryota; Fungi; Ascomycota; Sordariomycetes; Hypocreales; Nectriaceae. The transcript is spliced from 5 exons. The coding region runs from base 1 to 1815 and encodes 604 amino acids. The record is from RefSeq and is a predicted model, not a curated record.
AUGGAGACCGCCGCCAGUAUAGUCGCCUUUGUCCAGGUAGGGACCGAAAUCGCAAAAUGUGUCAUCAAGACCAAGAAGCUAUGGGACCAAGCCCAGGAGCUCCCCGAAGAUAUCCAGGCCCUCAUAAUGCGCCUCCAGUGCUACCAGCCAAUCUUUGACGCCAUGCAACAACAGCUGCAACACGACGACUCCCUCUGCUCCGUGCAGAACGACUCGCUUGUUCAGACAAACCUGGACUGCUGCAAAAUGUCUCUCAAGAACCUCCAGAGCACAUCAGAUGAUCUUCUGUCCCAGCUGAACGCAAAAAAAGGUCUAAAACGGAAGCUGGCUGCCGUCAAGUUGGCACUCGGAAAGGAUAACCUGGAUCGGCUCAAGAACCGGCUAAGCGAGUCUAUCGAGUUGCUCAAGUUGGCUAUCAUGGCCUGGGAUAUGGCGGUUGCGAAGCGGACUCGCGAUCUCGUGUUCUCCAGGGUCACGACUGAGGCAUACAUUCAAUGGCCAAGCUGGCUUUCACAAUCCGUCUGCGAGAUUCAAUCUUCCCCAACACUCGGUGGCUGGACAUACAACUACAGAAUGUACAACAUCAUUUCCUCAAAAUCUGAAAUCAUCAAAAGGAUCAAGGUUGGGGAUAAAGACGGGGUUCUGGAGCUUUUCAACUCACGAAAGGCAUCACCGUUUGACAAGGAUGAUGAGGGCAAUUCGCUACUAUACUACGCCGCCGAUAACAAGCGUUUCGAUCUUUGCCAGCUAUUCCUUAGCCUGGGGCUCCAGAACGCUUUGCUGGACAGAGUCGGUGAAUUGAAGGAGAGCCCCUUAACACCCCUAGUUUUUAACCCGGAUAGACACAACCCGGAGGUGGACUGGGUGAAGAUCACCGACCUAUUCUAUUCUUACCUGGACGAACCAGAAACCAAUAUGAUAUUGCGACUCUUUGACUGUGGACGAGAAUGGGCAUACGGGGACGAAUUUGCCAUGGUCUUUCGGCAAAGAUUCCUACCUAAGUUUUAUACCGGUCCCUUGAGGCACCGUCUAGAGGCUUUUCGGCUGGGCUCUUUUCACAUGGACUCAGCCGGUAGCCUCAACAGGCUCCUAGCCCAAGACAGACAGAUCACAGGGUUUGAUGUGAACCAAUCGAGCCACGAGAAGCUCUCGCUGGUCCACUCAGCUGCCGUGGCAAUGAGCAUUAGGUUUGCGGAUGAGGCCAUCCCGCAGCGCAGAGGGGCGGCUCAGUGGCCUAUUUACAGCGACGGUUGGAGCUCCCUGGUGAGGGAAGUGGCCUCAGUGGCUUCGGCAGAUGAUCUACACGUCGUUGAAACGGUGCGGCCGUGGGAUGUCUAUCAUGUUCCCGUCUGGAAGGGCACACCGCUUAUAUCGGUGCUUGGAGGGGCGCUCUGCUACAUCUCGCCUGACAUAUCAUUCUUCUACUGGGACUCUGUGUUCCAGCAAGCGAUCCAGGAGUGGGCUCUGAAUCUACAAGAAAGCGGUGUGGACCUGGUCAAGUAUGGAGAGCGGGAAGUGCAAGUGGUGAGAGAGCAGUUGCGUGGUGCACUUGAUGCGGAAGCCAUCGAGUCGUCAAGGAACAGCAUCAGAGAUGUCUUGCCAAUGUCUUGCAAGACCACCAGAGUACGGCUGCGUGACGGGUUAUGGAACCAGAACCACUGGGUUCCGAUCCGACUGUUGGAGAUUGAGACAGGACCAACACCUAGUGAUUGGCGCGUAAUAUGGGCGCCCGAGUUUGAGUGGAUGGCAUGCCAGUUCUGGGAGUUGGUGGAGAAGGAAGAUAUCGUGAUGCCCGGGUCUUGGGUUGACGUCUAG